AUGCUAGACUCCAUCUACUCUCUCUUUACCUACGGAAAAUCCCUUUUGAUUCCCACCCCAUCGGAACCAGGAUCCACCAAUAAGAAUGAAAACAAUCAACUAGAACAACAAUAUCCAAUUGAUAGAAUGUCCACCACAAGAAACUUUUCCGACUAUCGUUUUGAAUAUUACUACAAUUUAGAUGAUGAUUCGCUCUUUUAUAAACGCUCGGGAUGGGCUGAAUAUUGUAAUAACAAAUUGGGACUUGUUUUUAGAUAUCCAACAGUGAAUAAUUUGUGUAUUGAAGUGUUGCCUUUGGGUGAUGGUGUAAUUUCUGUACAACUCAGAGAGAAGGAAUCAGAAACAACAACUAAUGGGUGCUCCUCCUCCUCCUCCUGA
Messenger RNA from Naegleria gruberi, 378 nucleotides. RefSeq lists its product as uncharacterized. The transcript has a single exon. Bases 1 to 378 code for a protein of 125 amino acids. The record is from RefSeq and is a predicted model, not a curated record. Lineage: Eukaryota; Heterolobosea; Eutetramitea; Acrasida; Naegleriidae.